Hemicordylus capensis (graceful crag lizard) is the source of this 879-nucleotide messenger RNA. RefSeq names its product transmembrane protein 68-like. NCBI's taxonomy places the organism in Eukaryota, Metazoa, Chordata, Lepidosauria, Squamata, Cordylidae. The transcript is spliced from 6 exons. The record is from RefSeq and is a predicted model, not a curated record. The annotation marks the transcript as partial. Gene Ontology annotation, molecular function: acyltransferase activity. Gene Ontology annotation, cellular component: membrane.
GUAGAUAUCAAUAACAAACAAUGGGACAAGCCAAGGCAAAUCGUGGCGUUCAUUUCAGAUAUCGGAGGAAAAGUGGGACAUGGUUAUGAGAUCUGCGGAGCUGAAAAUCUACCAGAAGGGCCAGCAGUCAUUGUGUAUUUCCAUGGAAGCAUUCCUAUGGACUGUUACCUUUUUAAACAGAGGCUCUAUAGAAAAACAGGAAGACAGGCCCAUUGCGUGAUACAUCAUGAGCUUUUAAAACUACCAGGACUACACACAUUUUUUUACAUGAAUGGCUGCUUUAAUCGUACUAUAGAGGAAUGUGUGAACACUCUGAAAAAAGGGCAUGUGUUGAUGAUUGCACCAGGUGGACUUGAAGAAGGAAAUGCUGGAGGUCACAAUUACAAACUGAUUUGGGGGAAACGUAAAGGAUUUGCUCAAGUAGCCAUAGAUGCAAAAGUGCCAAUCGUUCCUAUGUUUACACGAAAUAUCCUGGAGGGAUAUUGGGCAUAUGCAAAAAUGCGGGUAAUGGAAUGGAUUUGUAAGCAAACUAGGAUUUACUUACUUCCACAAGGUGGAAUGCUUCCAGUCAAGCUUCGGACAUAUAUUGGGGAACCCAUUAAAUAUGAUCAAAAUAUAACUGCAGAAGAACUAGCUGAAAAAGCAAGAAUUGCAGUGGAAGCUUUACGAGACAAACAUCAGAAAUUGCCCGGAAACAUACUUCGUGCUCUUGGGGAAUGCUUUGAGAUGCAUCCCAAAGACGAGUAAUUUGCAUGGUGGCGUCUUCUGGUAGAAGAAUUGGGCCAGUUCCAGACUGGGCCAGUUCCUUGAGGGUAUUUCUGGUUCUACUGAAGACCGAGAGGAAAUUAACAAGUGGGGAAGAUUUUUAUUUUAUUUUAU